UCUCUCUCAUCGGUGAAGCUGGCACGCAAGCAGCGUCGCGUCAGUUGCGGCAGCUCGUGCUUCAUCAGCUCCGGGGUUUUCUACUGUUUGUUUCUGGAGACAGAUAAAGAGAUCAGAUUCAGAUCGGAUCGGACCGGAUCGUCGCUGUUCUUCAGAUAUGCUCGUGAUUUAGAGGCGUCGGUCAUCAGUUUGUGUCGGACAGAAAGGAAUGAGAUCAGAUCAUCAAUGUUUCACUGGGGCAAGUGGAAGAAGAGGAUGGGCGCGAACAGUUCGUCCAAGAGACCGGUGUUCGACGAUAAAGAGGACGUAAAUUUCGAUCACUUCCAGAUUCUCAGAGCCAUUGGUAAAGGCAGCUUUGGGAAGGUGUGUAUCGUACAGAAGCGGGACACAGAGAAGAUGUUUGCUAUGAAGUAUAUGAACAAACAGCAGUGCAUUGAGCGGGAUGAGGUGCGAAACGUCUUCAGAGAGCUGGAGAUCUUACAGGAGAUUGAACAUAUGUUUUUAGUCAAUCUAUGGUACUCAUUCCAGGACGAGGAGGACAUGUUCAUGGUGGUUGACCUGCUGUUAGGAGGAGACCUGCGUUACCAUCUUCAGCAGAACGUCCCCUUCACUGAGGAAGCUGUAAAACUCUACCUGUGUGAGAUGACUCUGGCGCUGGAUUACCUGCAGAGUCAGCACAUCAUACACAGGGACAUCAAACCUGACAACAUUCUGCUGGAUGAACAAGGUCACGCACAUCUGACGGACUUCAACAUCGCUACAAUAAUCAAAGACGGUGAACGAGCCACAGCCCUCGCUGGUACCAAACCAUACAUGGCUCCAGAGAUCUUUCAGUCAUUCAUGAGCGGAGGAUCAGGUUAUGCCUUUGAGGUUGACUGGUGGUCGUUGGGUGUGACCAUUUUUGAGGUUCUGCGAGGUUGGAGGCCGUAUGAUAUCCACAGCAGUAAUUCAGUGGAGUCUCUGCUGCAGUUGUUCAGUACAGUCAGUGUUCAGUAUAGUUCAACCUGGCACAAAGAUCUCAUCUCACUGCUGAGAAAGUUAUUGACGGUGAACCCCGAGCAUCGUUUCUGUGGUCUGGCUCAGAUGCAGACGGCGCUCUAUCUCUCUGAUGUCAACUGGGAUGAUGUUUAUGAGAAGAAAGUGGAGCCCGGGUUUGUUCCCAAUAAAGGUCGUCUGCACUGUGACCCGACUUUUGAGCUAGAAGAGAUGAUCCUGGAGUCUCGUCCUCUACAUAAGAAGAAAAAACGACUGGCCAAAAACAGAUCCAGAGAUAACAGCAAAGAUUCUCAGUCUGAGAACGAGUAUCUUCAGGAAUGCCUUGAAGUCGUCCAGCAGGAGUUUAUGAUUUUCAACCGUGAAAAGUUAAGGCGUCGCCAGGAGGAGGAGACUGUUAUGGGAGGUGAUGGGGAUGGAGAAGGAGCGGAGGCUGAAGAUGGAGAUCCAGACGCUGAGGGAGGAACGGAGGACGAAGAGGCGGAGCUUGAACCAGAGACCUCUAAACUGAGCAUGUGCGGCUCUGUCUGCUCGUCUCCAGGAAGCUGCUAGCGUAAUCACUAUGCCUUUAAAACCCCCGAGCAGAACUCUGAAGGACCCUGACGGCGGCACAGGUGAACCAGCACAGGUGUACAGACGGUCCGGGUCUCAAUUUACUCUUUUACAUCUCCAUACAUGUGUUGCCUGUAGGUCGCUCUCUAGAAUAAAUGUAAACUUCUAUGCAACAUGAUUUUUAGCAUGAUGUAAAUAGAGAUUUUAGAGACUAUUAAAUGAAGGAUAUUUUGAGUUUAAA
This is a messenger RNA of Misgurnus anguillicaudatus (oriental weatherfish), 1786 nucleotides long. RefSeq names its product serine/threonine-protein kinase 32C. Gene Ontology annotation, molecular function: G protein-coupled receptor kinase activity; G protein-coupled receptor binding; ATP binding. The record is from RefSeq and is a predicted model, not a curated record. NCBI's taxonomy places the organism in Eukaryota, Metazoa, Chordata, Actinopteri, Cypriniformes, Cobitidae. Gene Ontology annotation, biological process: G protein-coupled receptor signaling pathway; regulation of signal transduction; protein phosphorylation.